AUGAAUGAUUUCCCACUCCUCGACGGCAAUUCGAAAGGCGUAUCAGAGCUCGAGAGGAUGUCACAGCUGAGCUGCAAGGGCAAUACUCGAUUCCCAGCCUUGACUUACAUGAACCGUUCGCUCUCCAUUCGCUCGAAUAAGGGAAAUGCCGCGGUAGGGCAGCCGAUACCGGCAUCUUCGCCUGUACCGCGACGCAACAAGGGAUUCUCGUUCGCGUCUUUACGCGGCUCGAUUCAGCCUGAGCUGUCGCGGCGGCUGUACCAGCUUAUCAAGUCAACCAACAGCCUGGUAUCGGCGCAUGAGGCGGCGGGACGCGAGCGCGAGGUUGUGGCGAGGCAACUGUCGGAAUGGGGCGAGCAGACGCGUGACGACGCCGUCUCCGACAUCAGUGACAAGGUGGGUGUCGUGCUGUCUGAGCUCGGCGCCCAAGAGGAAGCUUAUGCCCAUACGCUCGAUGAGGCGCGCGGCCUUCUCAAAACCAUUCGCAAUACCGAGAGGAGUGUCCAACCCAGCCGCGACGCGAAAAGCAAGAUUGCAGACGAGAUACAGAGGCUCAAGCUCAGGGAUUCUCAGAGCGCGCGCCUUGUCGUUCUGGAGCAGGAGCUAGUCAGGGCGGAGGCGGAGAAUUUGGUUGCUGAGGCCCAGCUGACAAAUGUUACCCGUAAUAAGCUGAAAGAAGCCUACGACAUGGAAUUUGUCGCCGUCAUCGAGCGCGCAGAAAAGCAGAUCCUCCUCGCCAGACACGGCCGUCGUCUACUCGACCUCUUGGAUGACUCGCCUGUGACACCGGGCGACCCGAGGCGCGUUUACCAGAACAGAACGGCCUCGCGGCAGGUACUCAAUGACGCGGAGGAUGACCUCAAGAGCUGGGAAGUGCAUGCUGGCGGCCUCGACUCAGACGGAGACGGCGCUAUCGGGAUUGUCGCGGCUGGGCACGGUGAUAGGGGGCCAGGAGGGGGCGAGGCGUCUAUGAUGUCCGGUGCCAUUCGCUGGCCAUCUGCUGAUGAGGGCAAACCGGGCUCUCGAGGAGCAUCUGACGAGAGCCCCAUCCUCAACGGUGCCGAGCCGCUGGACAUCUACGAUGUUGUAUGCGUCGGCGGUGGGCCUGCGGGCCUAAGUCUGCUCACCGCGCUCCGGUCGAACCCCACCACUGCUGGCUUACGCGUCGCCCUUGUUGAGGCCCAGGACCUAGCCAAGACCCGCGCCUGGCAGAUGCCGCACGACCGGUACUCAAACCGGUGCAGCUCGCUAACGCCUAAAUCUGUACGCUUCCUCGCCUCGAUCGGCGUGUGGGACCACAUGCAGCGGGCCAGGGUACAGCCGUACCACGAGAUGCAGGUCUGGGAUGGCGUCACAGAUGCGAGGAUCGAGUUCGAGUGGGCAUCUAGCACACAGGCGACGGGAAGGGACGGGGAUGGAGCGGAUGUCGAGGCCAUCGCGUAUAUGGUGGAGAACCUGAACCUGACGUUUGGGUUGAUGCGCCAGCUGCACGAGCUAGGUGGCGUGUCGGUAAUUGAUAAAGCUAAGGUCACGGAUAUCGUGCUUGGAGAGGAGACCGAAAGUGUGGACCUUCGUGAGUGGCCGAUAGUCCGCCUCGAUGACGGAAAGCAGCUUGCUGCGCGGCUGCUCGUAGGUGCCGAUGGUCCUAACAGUCCCGUGCGGACGUUUGCGGGGAUCGAGAGCAGGGGGUGGGACUACGAGCGACAUGGCGUCGUAGCGACAUUGGAGCUUGAGGGUGCCGGCUGGGGCGGAGACGCGACGAAGGUUGCGUAUCAGAGAUUUCUGCCAACAGGUCCCGUCGCCAUGCUACCCCUACCGGGGAACUACUCGACCCUCGUCUGGUCGACGACGCCCUCGAAUGCUGCGGUGCUAAAGAGUCUUUCGGCGCGCGACUUAGUCGCGCUCGUCAACGCAGCUUUCCGGCUCAGGCCCGUAGACCUCGAAUUCAUGCACACGCUAGGCUCGGGCCAGGAAGAGGAGCUGUCGUGGAGGCUGCAGCACACGACCUUUGACCACCAUGUUAUACCACAGAUGGUGGUGGGUGUUCAGGAUGGCACAGUGGCCUCGUUUCCGCUAAAGAUGCGGCACGCGGACACAUACAUUGGCGAGCGGGUGGCGCUCGUAGGCGACGCGGCCCACACGAUCCACCCGCUCGCUGGGCAGGGACUGAACCAGGGUCAAGGCGACGUCGAGAGCCUGGCGCGGACGAUCGAGUACGCGGUGGCGCACGGCCAAGAUAUCGGCUCUCGCAUGUCCCUUGAGCCGUACAGCGCAGAGCGGUACAGGCCGAACCACGUCCUCCUGGGAGUGUGCGACAAGAUGAGCAAGAUCUAUUCCGUCGGCAGCGGUCCCUUGGUCCCUCUGAGGACGCUGGGGCUCAAUGCGAUCAACGCCAUGGGGCCCGUAAAGCGCUUCAUGAUGGAACAAGCAGCGGGCAACGGAAUUAAACUAUUCUAA
Molecule: messenger RNA, 2457 nt
Organism: Durotheca rogersii
Lineage: Eukaryota; Fungi; Ascomycota; Sordariomycetes; Xylariales; Xylariaceae
Product: ubiquinone biosynthesis hydrox
Exons: 5
Coding region: 1-2457 (818 amino acids)
Biological process (GO): ubiquinone biosynthetic process
Cellular component (GO): mitochondrion
Molecular function (GO): FAD binding; oxidoreductase activity, acting on paired donors, with incorporation or reduction of molecular oxygen, NAD(P)H as one donor, and incorporation of one atom of oxygen; 2-octaprenyl-6-methoxyphenol hydroxylase activity
Source: RefSeq, a predicted model, not a curated record